UUUAAAAAUGAAUUUAUAUUUAAAUAAUAAACUCUCGUGUAAAAGUUUUAUCAUUUACACAAUCCUUUGCGUUUUUGGUGCAUGUAUUGCUGUGUUAAAUGCCGAAGAAACAUCUAACCUCAAACAUGAAAAUGUCACAUUGGACAAUAAGACUAUUACGCUGCAAAAUAUUACGCAGACAUAUUUGAAUAGCAGUACGUUAUUACAAACACGUGCAUCUGAAAAAUCCGUCACUAACAAUGUGAAUAUAAGCAUCUCUGAACCAAAUAUCACAGAUACUAAAUUUCAAAUUAUAUCUACAAGUACAGUUCGAUUGGAUCACGACAUUAAUAAUGAAACUACCGAAAAAGUUAAUACUGUUACAAUAAAUAAUACCAUUGACAAAAAUGGGAGUACUGUACCAGAUUUUGUGGUUUCAUCACAAAGUCCAGAUAUUAGCAAUGCAACAAAUGCAAGUACUACAACUAUUACUCCAGCAGAACCAGUAUUGCCCGAUAAGGGAUCUGCGGAAGAAGAACACAAUAGUUCUAUGUCUAUAUUUUUUGUUCUCUGUGUAUUAGCCUUAGGCAUUUUACUUAUACACUUGAUGCUACAAACAAAUUUCCAAUAUCUACCUGAAUCUGUAGUAAUUGUUUUCUUAGGAGGAGCCAUUGGCAUGAUUAUAAAUCUUAUGUCAAAUCAGAAUAUAGCUAAUUGGAGAAAAGAAGAAGCAUUUUCUCCAACUGCAUUUUUCCUUGUACUUCUACCACCCAUCAUAUUUGAAUCAGGAUAUAACUUGCACAAAGGAAAUUUUUUUCAGAACAUUGGCAGUAUCUUAGUUUUUGCUAUUUUUGGUACAGCAAUAUCAGCAUUUGUUAUUGGUGCUGGAAUAUAUCUAUUAGGAUUAGCUCAAGUAGCAUAUAAACUUAGUUUUGUUGAAAGUUUUGCAUUUGGAUCUUUAAUAUCUGCAGUAGAUCCUGUUGCUACUGUAGCUAUAUUUCAUGCCUUAGAUGUAGAUCCAGUAUUAAAUAUGUUAGUUUUUGGAGAAUCUAUCUUAAAUGAUGCAAUUUCUAUUGUAUUAACCACUUCUGUAUUAGAAUCUAAUAAUGCGUCAACUACUAGCGAAGCCAUUAUUCUUGGCUUAAAUAGAUUUUGUCUCAUGUUCUUUGCUUCUGCGGGCAUUGGAGUUGUUUUUGCUCUUAUAAGUGCAUUGUUACUCAAACAUGUGGACCUUAGAAAAAAUCCUUCUCUUGAGUUUGGACUUAUGUUGGUAUUUACCUAUGCACCAUAUGUAUUAGCAGAAGGCAUCCAAUUAUCUGGUAUUAUGGCAAUUUUAUUUAACGGGAUCGUAAUGUCGCAUUAUACUCAUUUUAACUUAUCAACUGUGACUCAAAUUACAAUGCAACAGACCAUGAGAACACUGGCAUUUAUUGCUGAAACUUGUGUGUUUGCUUAUUUGGGUCUAGCUUUGUUCAGCUUUAGACAUCGAGUUGAACCUGCGUUAGUUGUAUGGUCCAUAAUCCUCUGUCUCAUUGGUAGAGCUGCAAACAUCUUUCCUUUAGCUCUCCUUGUUAAUCGUUUUCGAGAGCAUCAGAUUACUAGGAAAAUGAUGUUUAUAAUGUGGUUUAGUGGUUUGCGAGGUGCUAUUUCUUAUGCUUUGUCACUUCACUUGGAUUUCAGUGAUGAAACCCGACAUGUGAUUAUCACAACUACAUUAAUUAUUGUGUUAUUUACAACAUUAAUUUUUGGUGGUUCAACCAUGCCGCUGUUAAAGUUUUUGAGAGCUGAGAAGAAGCAAAAGAGUAACAGUAGAAGAAAGAGAAAGGAUAAAGAAGUGUCUUUGAGUAAAACUAGAGAAUGGGGCCAAACAAUAGAUUCUGAGCAUCUAUCAGAACUUACAGAAGAAGAAAUUGAAGUAUCGUUCCUUCAAUCACGAAUUCGUGGUUUUGCAAGAUGGGAUUUAAAGUUCUUUAUUCCUUUCUUUACAAGAAGGUUUACCCAACAAGAACUGAAAGAUUGUAAAUCACAAAUGACAGAUCUAACAAAUCAAUGGUAUCAAGCUAUUCGAAUAAGUCCUAUGGAAUCAGAUGAUGACGUAACUACUGCAUCAACAGCGCAAUUAAAUAUAAAUUUAUCUGGGGAAAGUAGAACUCAGAUUCAUGGAAAACAAAACAAAGGACGUCCAAGUCAUGGGGGGGUUGAGGAUUGGUCUGAUUAUUAAUUGAAUCCGUAGAUCAAAACGUAAGUGUUGCAUAAAACGACUAUAUUACAUAUAGAAGUUAGCCCGCACGGCAUUAGUACUUUAUAACGCGAAGUGCUUUUUGAUUUAGUAUUAUUUUGUUUAAAUAAUUUGUAAGAAACGACCUUCUUCUUCUGAAGACAAAGACAAAAGUGUGUAACUUGUUUAAAUCAUAUCAAUUAUAAUUUAAAGAAAAUGAAGGUAAUUACAUAACAUCAAAAUGAAAAGUAACUAGAACGGAACGCCUCUGUCCAUGCUCUUUUAAAAGUAUUCUAAAUAUGUACAAUAAUAUCAAUGAUACGCACAUAGACAAUAAGAACAUAUAGUUUGUAUAAUAAAUGAUUAAUUUCAAAAGGAAAAGAUUUUUUUGCCAAAUCUGAAAGUAAUGAUAAAUGCAAGAAGGGAAAAAGAAAAUACACGUUGUUUCAUUUUAGUGUGAAUUUAUUUUCGAUAUAUACCGAUCUCAGGAGGUGGGUAAGUGGGUCUGUUAUCUUAUUUUUCUGCGGCAGAGCACAUAACGGAGGCAGCGUCUAAAACAUCAAAUCCGUUUAUUUGUUCGACUCGUUAUCGCUACUUUUAUUAUGUCCUACGUUCUCCUUUUAUGCCUCGUUUGAUCGUACAUCGAGUGACUGGAGCACGAGGCACGCUUUUUAUUUAUAAAUUACAAUGUCUUGUAAGUUUUCUAGUUUGAAACUUACAAAACUGAAUUCGAAAUUUUCUUUACAAGGGGGUGGGGUCACUUAUCUCUUGUAUCCGUCACUUUUUAAGUAAAAGCAUAACUUUUUCGUUACUGAUAGUUGCAAUUUAAAUUCUAUCUUUUAGUCAAACACUAAUAUACCGAAGAACGUUAUUUACUCUUUUUACUACUAUUGAAGUAUUGUCUAUAAGCACAUUAGAACACACUUGCCUCCCGUUCAUCGAUGCUCCAGUCAAUUUAAGUUACAUAUUAUCCUCUACGCGAAUGGUCAUUUGCGCAUUGGAUUGCCGUCCAAUAAACUCCUAAAAAUCAUCACGUAUUAAGAGCGCCUAGACGCGCUCUCGUCGACAAUAGUUAUAUUGUUAUUAAUGCUCAGUACGGUACAUGGUGUGUAUAUGUACAACAUCGAGCAAUCGGCUAAGCAUGCAGAGUUAAAUGAUCGCUAUAACGCUACGACCAGUAUGUGUGACUAUGUACCAAUCAAUAAGAUUAGAUUAAACAUCCAA
Molecule: messenger RNA, 3421 nt
Organism: Megalopta genalis
Lineage: Eukaryota; Metazoa; Arthropoda; Insecta; Hymenoptera; Halictidae
Gene: Nhe1
Product: Na[+]/H[+] hydrogen exchanger 1
Biological process (GO): proton transmembrane transport; potassium ion transmembrane transport; regulation of intracellular pH
Cellular component (GO): membrane
Molecular function (GO): sodium:proton antiporter activity; potassium:proton antiporter activity
Source: RefSeq, a predicted model, not a curated record